Molecule: messenger RNA, 1551 nt
Organism: Ceraceosorus guamensis
Lineage: Eukaryota; Fungi; Basidiomycota; Exobasidiomycetes; Ceraceosorales; Ceraceosoraceae
Exons: 2
Coding region: 1-1551 (516 amino acids)
Source: RefSeq, a predicted model, not a curated record
AUGACCUUUACCAGCCCUUGCAAGAGGCGGCGUAGGAGGAGAAGAGCCGAGGAACAUGAGCUGGCGCCGUGUUCCAGACAUUGCAGCUUCCACAGGGCGCUCUACUCAUCCUACCGACCCAGCGCUCUCGACAAAGUUUCACCACACGCACCUCAGCAUCUAACGCACAGCAGCAAUGCAUGCACUGGUGACGCUUCGCGCCUGCGGUCUAAAGAGCUCACAAGCGGCCGGAGAAAGCUGAACAGACCCGAGGCGAGUCAGCGACACCUCAGACUCUUUCGGCCGCUUCUGCUGGCGUUCUGCGCGAUCUCAGCUGCGAAUGGUUUCACCAUCACAUGGCCAGCUGCGUUCGUGCAGUGCGAGCCUGCCUCUGUUGGCAUAGCUACUGAUGGACUGGCCAACGUGCUCGGCAUAGACAUCACAGUCAGAAAAGGACCGCGCUUGGACAGGAUAUUCAUAGAGGAGCCGAUAAUCCCUACUGCAACGAUCUGGAACUGGACUGCAGUGGACGUCCAAGCUGGCACACCGCUCGUCUUGUCCGUGCUCGCCUACGGCGCUGAUAAUGCGACCAUCGGUGCGGCGCUCACCCACGCUCUCGUACGUCUGCCGGACAAUGGCCCAGCACAGACCGAGUGUCUGCAGAAGAAGCGCAAAGAUGAGGACACGAAUCGCAAGGGCAUAGGUCUGGAAUUGCCUUUGAUCGCAGGCAUCUUGGGUGGAAUCCUGCUCACGCUCCUCGUCUUGAUAGUGUUCAUGUGCUUGAGAAGACGCAGGGAACGGGCGAGGGAAGACGCUGGCAGUCUGCAAGGACAUGGCCGGACCAGUCUGCUCCUCAACGGCGCCGAACCUGGCUCGGGAGGGUCGACUGCCGGUUGGGGGUACAUGGCCGCUGUCGUGCCUGGCCUUGCGCCUCGCCCUGCCUUGUCUCCUAGUCAAGUGCAGGCGAACCGCAACAAUCCUCAAAGACUGCCUCAUCGUUGGGCUCGCAGGACGCACCGAGCCGAUGAUGGUGGAGAUGGCGAGCUUCCAAGCUACGGCAGAAGUCAGUGGGAAAAGGCAAAGUUGCCCAAGUACGACAAUGGCAAUGCGCAGCCGGAAGAGGGCCAUGCAGCCAUGGGCGGCGAUCACGAAGCUAUCAUGAUGAUGCCGCUAGCUAAUCAUACCGCUCAACAACGUCCCUACGGCCUCGAUGAGAACUCCGAAGCCUUCGACGCUUCCACAGCCGAGCUGAACCCCGAGCAUUCGGAUCAGACCGAUGAGCAGGACAAUGCCGGCGGCAUAGGCAUGGGGACGGCGAUUGGUUCGGGUAUUUCCAACGUGCACAGGAGAUCCCGAUCCGGAGCCGCGGGUCCGCCCGCUGUUCGAUACAAUGCUUCGCGAAGCCCCCCACAGACUGCAGAGGCAUUUGCUACGGCCACCUCGCAGGAUGGAUUCGACGACGCUUACGACCAUCACCCGGCUUUUCGGCAGGCUGCUAUUGCAGAUGGCUCACCCGACCGAUCAAAUUCGCAAGUCCUGCAUUCCACUCCUCGAAGUCACCGAGCCUUUUAG